UUUAGUUGCCACGUCACUAAGUUAACAGUCAACUUUGAUAGUUGACUGCCACAUCAAUCAAAAUUAACGGUGUCGGACGGAGAGUGACCAAACGUGAACGGUUUCAGUAAACUGAAGUACCAUCAAUAAAUUUAAAUAUUUCGAGUGACCAAACUUGAACGGUUUUUGUAAUCUCAGUGACCAAUCAGGCAAUUAACCCGAUUAAAUAGAUCGAAAGUGCAGUGUAUCAAGUCAGAUGUCAAAAUAGUCAUCUUAGUAGUAGGCGUACUAUCACGAUUCCCAUAUUUAUAUGAGCUCAUUUGAAAGAAGAAUAUCGGGCGUGGUGUCCAACUGAGAGCCAACCAUGUUAGAAUGAGCUUUAGCUCGAGGAUAAGGUUGCUCAGAAGCGAGCUGUUAUCCUGAAGAAAUCUUCAGCUUAAUCUCCAGGUUACCGAUAGAGCGAGAGACAAUGUCUGAGGUUGCUGGUUUUGUUUCGAAAUUCGGAACCAUUACAAGCGGGGACCUGCGCCAAACCAUCACCACAACAAGAACAAGACCAAUCAGAAGCAGUAGGCAUUCCGUCAAACGACCGCCGCCGUCCGCUCCCAGAAUCAUAGCCGCCGGUUCCAGAAGUCACGACGCCGGCCACACCCAGCCGCAGCAACAGCUUGGCAGCAGCAGAAGGAGCGGCAAAGCUCCACGGCGGUUGAUCACGAUAUCGACGGGGAACGGGAGGUGGAAUGGGGAAUGGAGCUGUGACUACUUGUUCACUUUUAGGGACCUCGGCCUCCAAGAUUUGGUCCAGGACGCUGUUGAGCAGAAAGAUGCCACCGUCUCUGUUAAGCUAUGUGUUGAGAAGCACGCGAGCUUUGGAUUCUCAGUGGACGGAACCAUCGUCACAUCCUUCACCAAGAAAUGCAUCAGUUGCAAUUCCCCUUACUCCACACAGAUUGAUACAAAUGUGAACGUGUGGGUUCUGCCGUCGAAUAGACAGAAGCACGACAGAGGUCCAAUGGAUGAAUUUCCACUCAUUGGAGGGGACGACCCUUCUGUUAUCUACGUGAAGCCAGGUCACGAAGCCGAUCUUGACUCAUUGGUAAGGGAUGCAGUCCGUUUAGCCAUUUCUGUUAAGGAUACGUCGGAUACAUGUUCGGAUCGUUGUGAGAAAACACAGCCCAAAUUACACUAUAUUGGGAAGCAGAACCCGGUUGGUGUUGACAAGAGAUGGGCGAGGCUUUUGCAGCUCAAGAGUCAACCAAGUAUGUGAUAUACAGAUGAGGCGAGGAUUUUUGGAAGUGGCUGCUACUGCUAUGCCUCCUUAGGGGUUCUCCUUCCUAAGCACAUAGAACUUUGAAGAGAUCACCACUGAAACUCAAGGUGUGUUACAGAUUGUUGUCAUGUUGUAGAAAUAAGGGGAUGGUCGUUGUAUAGGUCUGAAACCCCUGUUGUAUUCUAAAAUUCUCUAUACAGACUUCUAUGACGACUAUGCAUACCAAGGUCAUCUUACUAUCUCCCAACAUUACUUAUACAUCAAUCUCCUACAUUUCACAGCUCAUAGUUAUACAAGUUACUAUCGACAUUAUUGUAGAUGAAUUUCUAAAAUUGUACCAAGUAAGUUUUAGAAAUAUUUUGUUAGUAAAAGGAAAUCGUAAAUGAUUCCACAUGCUUUAUUCAAGAUCAUGUAGGAUGUUUGCUAUGAACCUGUGUAUUUGCUUCAUUAUCGCGGCGAAGUUUAGAGAAGCAGUGGAAAUGCUUUCAGUUGGCUUGAGAUGCUGCACAUAGAAGAACUCGAGUACAACUUGAUUAUCAAUGUGCAGUUCAACUGCGUCAGACUUCAGAGCACUAAUAGAAGCGAUCACCAACAUUCAACAGGUAUUCAACACUUCCACGAGUUAAUAGAUGAGGUAUUACCUCUGGAAGCUAUUGUAGCCCACAUCAACAUCAACAUCAUCAUCAACACAAAUAUAUAUACAGGAGUGUAUAUGAGCAAUUUGCCACAUCAGCUGCAGAGAAGCAGCCGCUAAUUUGCGGAGGGAUAUUUUUGACAAUAGACACUUUUAUUAUGGUGAAAUUAAUCAGUUGUAACCGAGCCUCACUCUGCCAACUUUGGGCCCGUUAGUUAGGCCUGCUAAAGGAUAAAGGAGAAGCCAAGAUUAAAUGCUACUUGCUCGUAGCAGCCCGAUUUGAUUCUAAAGGAGGGGUGCAAAUUCAAUGGUCGGAGCUCAAUCCUCUCAUUUGGGUCAUCAUCAUCGGACAACACCCUCCGGGGCGGAGGGAGAGAGUUAAAUUAGGUUUAAAUAAGAAUAGUUCACCUUUCAAACACCAAAUAUAGAGAAAUUUUAGCGAAUGGACAUUCAAAUAGUUGAAAAGUUAUACAUUGAAGGAACAUGUUAAGAUGAGAACCUUCGAUAGUGUAUAUGAAUCCUUGGAUUCAGAUUCUAAACGAACAUUUAGACAAAAAACAUGGGUUGAGAGUUAGUACAAACUUAAAAUAUUAGCAAUUGUAAUAAGUUGCUAUACAAAGACUUCAUGAACAUCAACAAUAAAAAUGAGCGACGUUUAAAAAUUUAAUCAUUUUAAGGGAUACGAUGUGUGUCAAAUUUCAAUUGGGAUAAACAUAAUUUAUCCAGUAAUCAAAUAUCUUUUUCCAAUAAUUUGAACUCUGAUUAAUUGGGUGAGAGUUCGUACAAACUCGAGAAUCAUGAAUUGAUAUAUGUUGUAUAAGAUAAUAGAUUUGAGCGUCUUAGUGGAAAAUUUUUUAAAUACGAUCCUAAAUGGGACAUGAUAAACCUUUACAACAUGAUUUAUGAUUAAAGAAUAAAAACAUCACAAGCGAGUGUGCUAACUAUUAAAUAUUAUUCGAUAUAGACAUACUACAUAUUCACUUAUGAAGCGAGAGCAGAAAAUGUAUACAAGAUCCAAAAAGUUCAAAACAUGUAAAUAAGUUAACUAAUAUAAAUAAUAAAAUGAACUUCUUCGCCAACUGAUCGGGUAAAAAACUAAUAAAUAUUAUUUUCGUGU
This is a messenger RNA of Linum trigynum, 3000 nucleotides long. NCBI's taxonomy places the organism in Eukaryota, Viridiplantae, Streptophyta, Magnoliopsida, Malpighiales, Linaceae. The record is from the annotation of a GenBank genome assembly.